AGAAAGAGAGAGAGGGAGAGUAACCCGAAACAGGAGAUUGUAAGCUUGUCAGAGAAAGUAAGAGCGAGCAGAAAGGAAGAGCAGGAAGCUUGAUAAGCAGCGGAAAUGUGUAUGUUGUUUGUUUAGGUCCAGCCAGCGUCUGUUUAUUCAUCCAAAAGCUAUGAGUGUAAAUAGAGAACAAAAAAGAUAUGUGUCCACUCUCAGGAUCCAGCUGUCAGCACCCACAUCUGGACGAUCCUCAAAUGGCAUCAGUACGCAGGAAACUAACCGAGACACAUCACCCGUCUCUGUGAAUAAAGGAGAGGACAGGAAGGACAUGCCAGUUUUCCUUGAACCUCUGCAGGACUGUGUGACUGAUAGAGGAUGUGACAUCAUACUGAGGGGCAUCAUCACAGGGAGUCAGCCAAUCAGGGUGUCCUGGCUGCAUAAUGGUCAGCGCACAGGGUUCGGUAAAUCCUCGUUUGUGGGCGGAGAGGCGAAGCUGUUUAUUAAGAAUUGUUUCCCGGAGGACGGCGGCGCUUAUACUUGUGUAGCUGAAAACACAGCAGGAAAAACGUCCAGCAGCUCGGCAGUGUAUGUCAGAGAAACAUCCGUCACCACUCUGAACAAUCGCAAACGCAUCACUCGAACCUCUCCUGACGUCCCUUAUCCGCCAAACCUGAGCUUGAAAUCAUCAGAUACCAUUUCGAAGGACGUCAGUGUGUUCGCAGGGACGAAUUCGCCCGGUCCUGGGACUCCGUCGAGCCCGAGAGAUCUCCCGGUGAAGAGGAGAAGCAGCUCAGGGACAGUCGUGUCUCUGCAGAUUGAGUCCUCCAGUCUUCAGGUGGAGGUGCGGGCGGGUGAGACGGCUCGCUUGAGCUGCACCUUCAGAGGCAAUGCGCCGAUCGUCUCCUGUUGGGUUUAUAACAAAAAAGAGAUUCUCGAGGACUCCAGGUUCAGCAUCGAGAGCAGCAGCAAGAGCAGCAGCCUGGUCAUUUCAGAGAUUCGACCCGAAGACGCGGGACGCUACACCCUAGUCGCGCGAGACCGGGUAGACUCCGCCCAGCACUCCAUCACCCUGUCUGUCAUCGAGCGACCACAGCCUCCUGUCUCGUCCCCAGUGGUGUGUGUGCUCUCCUCAUACUCCCUCGUCCUCUCCUGGUCAGGUCCGUGCUACGACGGAGGUUCAGCCGUCACCGGUUACGUGGUGGAGGUUCAGCAAGUCGACUCGACCGGAGCAGGUUGCUGGACCAAGCUCUCAGCCAGCAGAAAUAACACUUCCCUCAGAGUGAGUUCUGGACUCCAGCCACAGGCGGAGUAUCGAUUCCGGGUCAGAGCCUGUAACGCCGUGGGACUCAGUGACCCGGGUCCAGAGUCUCAGGUGAUCAGGAUGGAGAGCGGAACAGCUGAGCCACAUGAAGAGAAGAGGAACGAUUACGUCAUUGUUACCAUUAAUGAGAAACAUAAAGUCACUGACCACUACAAUGUACUGGACAAACUGGGAGUAGGGAAGUUUGGUCAUGUGUAUCGUCUGUCCCAUAAAGAGACCGGUCAGGUGGUUGCUGGAAAGUUCUAUAAGGGUCGACGUGCAAAAGAGAGAGAAGCAGCCAAGAAAGAAAUCGAGCUGAUGAACUCGCUUCAUCAUCCCAAACUGGUGCAGUGUCUGGCAGCUUACGAUAACAAGCCUGAAAUAGUGAUGGUCAUGGAGUUCAUUGCAGGUGGAGAGCUCUUCGAGCGUAUUGUGGACGAUAACUUCGAGCACACAGAGCAGUCCAGUGUGGGUUACAUGCAUCAGAUCCUGCAGGGAGUGGAGUACAUGCACCAGCAGAACAUUGUGCACCUCGACCUGAAACCGGAGAACAUCGUGUGUGAGGACAGAACCGGGUUCCGGAUUAAAAUCAUCGACUUUGGGCUCGCUAGCAAGCUGGACCCUUCCACUCCUCUGAAGGUGAUGCAAGGAACCCCAGAGUUUGUGGCUCCGGAGGUCAUCAACUUUGAACCCGUGAGUCUGACCACAGAUAUGUGGAGCAUCGGGGUGAUCUGCUAUAUACUGUUGAGUGGUGAGUCUCCGUUCCAGGGUGAGAGCGAGUCAGAGACGCUGGCUUUAGUGACUGCGGCCCGGUGGGAGUUUGACAAGGAGAGUUUUGAGGAAAUCACAAACCAAGCCAAAGAUUUUAUCAGUUCUCUGCUGCAGAAAGAUGUCAGGCAACGGAUGUCCUGUGACAAAGCUCUGUCUCAUGCCUGGAUGAAGACGUUAGAGUCCACAGACAACUGCACUGCCAAGAACAUCUCUAAAGACAAGAUGAAGAAGUUCUUAGCCAGGCAGAAGUGGAAGAAAACAGGCAAAGCCGUGCUGGCUCUCAAGAGGAUGGCCUUACUGUCCAAAUGUGAGAACUCUCCGUCCUGCACCAGCCCUGUGGAUGAUACACAGCAUGUCCUCAAGUCCCUAGAGGAGAGGAUGCAGUCGAAACCCGAGUUCAUCAAGACGCCGUUUGACUUAUCUGUUGUCGAGGGGUCCAGGGCUCAGCUCAUCUGCUGCAUCACUGGUUACCCAGACCCUGAAGUGCUGUGGCUGAGGGAUGGUGAGGUGCUGGAGGAGCAGGGCAGCUCUGUACAGGUGGAUUAUGAAGAAGACGGGACGUGUGUCCUCACGCUGGACAACGUCACCCUGCGGCACAGCGGCACAUACACCUGCAAAACCAUCAACGUCCACGGAGAGGCGCUCUGCUCCGCUACGAUCACCGUACUGAAACAGGACUAACACACAGACUGAUGAGAUAUUUGUACACUUAAAUAUUUACACAAUUCCAGAGCCUUUUUAUUCAACAGAAAUGUUGGUUUCUGUAACCGGUGGAGAUCCGAAUGCGUAGUUUCUUUUAAAUGUAAUACAGUGUGAAGUCUUUUAUUUUAAAAUGUGAAAAUACUUUGCGUUUUAAUAAAUAACUGUAACUGA
Molecule: messenger RNA, 2932 nt
Organism: Hemibagrus wyckioides
Lineage: Eukaryota; Metazoa; Chordata; Actinopteri; Siluriformes; Bagridae
Gene: mylk5
Product: myosin, light chain kinase 5
Exons: 17
Coding region: 161-2740 (859 amino acids)
Biological process (GO): protein phosphorylation
Molecular function (GO): protein binding; ATP binding; protein kinase activity
Source: RefSeq, a predicted model, not a curated record